Molecule: messenger RNA, 2160 nt
Organism: Fraxinus pennsylvanica
Lineage: Eukaryota; Viridiplantae; Streptophyta; Magnoliopsida; Lamiales; Oleaceae
Source: the annotation of a GenBank genome assembly
AUGGAUCAAGGUUUGGAUUCCGAGUCAGUUCCUCCACCUGGGUCAAUUGAUAGGUCUAGGGUUUUGGAUGUGAGACCAUUAAGAUGUCUUGCCCCACAGUUUCCCACCCAACCCGGCAUGUCUUCUGCUUCAACCCCUCAAUCCACACCAUUUGUGUGCGUUCCACCAACCGGUCCCUUCCCAACUGGUGUCCGACCAUUUUACCCUUUUAUGGUUCCAAAUGAUUCUCAACAGAUCCCAUUUGGUGCACCGAACCAACCAAGUUUUGGCAAUGAUAUACCUGCUCCUGUUCCAUUGAAUUCCUUUAGAACACCAACACCCCAAGCCAAUGGGGGCACAGGGCGGUCUAAGCGGGCCUCGAAAGGUCAAAGGUUGGGAUCUUUAGGCAUGGAUGACGAUAGUUACAGUGACUACCAGAGUGACCAGUAUGUGGGUGAGUUUGGUGUGAAUUCUGCUGAUUUGGAUGAUGCCAGUUAUUCUGGGAAGCGUAAGGGUCGGCCAAGGAAGAGGAGAGGUGAUAAUGGUGAUGAAUUAGAUGUUGAAUCUCUUGUUAAUAGCUUCCUGACUUCUUUCAAGCUUAGGGAAUUUAAUGAUUACAGAAGAGCUAAUGGCGAUACUGAGGCAGUCGAUAAUAUAAUGUUGGCUUAUGAUUUGUUUCGGAGAAGGCUAACCCAGCUUGAAGAAGCUAAGGAUUUGACUUCUGGGGUUGCUAGACGACCAGACCUGAAAGCUGGUGCACUCUUGAUGACCAAAGGUGUUCGGACAAAUAACACUAAGAGGAUUGGGCAUGUACCUGGGGUUGAAGUUGGCGACAUUUUCUUCUUUAGGAUGGAACUUUGCAUUGUGGGGUUACAUUUUCCAAGUAUGGCAGGCAUAGAUUAUAUUAAAACUACCAUGAAUGAAGAAACUGUGGCGGUCAGUAUUGUCUCUUCUGGAGGAUAUGAUGAUGAGGGGGAAGAUGGAGAUGUCUUGAUUUACAGUGGCCAUGGUGGAUUGAAAGAUGGACGAAUGUCUGAUCAGAAGCUUGAAAGGGGAAACCUUGCUCUGGAAAAGAGUCUACAUCGUGCCAAUGAAGUAAGAGUUAUACGGGGGGUACCAGAGUUUCCCGGCGCAACUGUGAAGAUAUACGUUUAUGAUGGCCUUUACAAAGUCCAGGAGUCGUGGGGUGAAAAAAAUAAAUCUGGAUGCAAUGUUUUUAAGUACAAGUUGGUUAGAGUACCCGGGCAACCUGAAGCUUUUACAUUGUGGAAAUCAAUCCGACAAUGGAAGGAUGGAGUUGCUAGAAGACCUGGGGUUGUCCUUCCUGAUCUAACUUCAGGUGCAGAGACUCAUCCCGUGUAUCUUGUGAACGAUGUUGAUGACGAAAAGGGACCUGCUUAUUUCACUUACGUCUCCAGUCUCAUGUAUUCCAAACCUUUUGCUACACCUAAACCUUCUUUGGGUUGUCAAUGCAUGGGUGGAUGUCAACCAGGUGGUACCAACUGCCCCUGCAAUCAGAAAAAUGGGGGCUAUCUUCUCUAUUCAUCACUUGGGGUUCUUCUGGCUCACAAGUCUUUGAUACAUGAAUGUGGACCGACUUGUGCAUGUCCUCCAAACUGUCGGAAUCGAGUGUCUCAAGCAGGUCUGAAAGUACGCCUGGAGGUCUUUAAAACAAAAAACAGAGGUUGGGGGCUUAGAUCUUGGGAUGCCAUCCGUGCUGGAGGUUUUAUUUGUGAGUAUGCAGGGGAUGUCAUAGAUGCGUCGACUACAGGUGAUUUUGGGAAUGAAAAUGAAGAUAAUUAUAUUUUUGAUGCUACCCGCUCCUACGAGCCACUGGUGGCUAUACAGGAUGAAGAUGAUUGUAAUGGUUCUAGAAAAAUUCCAUUUCCCCUUGUCAUAAAUGCAAAAAAUAAUGGAAAUGUUGCUCGUUUCAUGAACCAUAGUUGUUCUCCCAAUGUGAUCUGGCUCCCAGUUCUGCGUGAAAGUGAUAAUAACUCGUAUAUCCAUAUUGCUUUCUUUGCCAUCCGACACAUCCCUCCCAUGCAAGAGCUAACAUACGAUUAUGGGAGGAGGGUACUUCAAUUGACGACGCCAAUUACAAUGAAUAAUAAAUUUUCUUGGUGCUUGAUUCCUCUGGGAAAAAAGACUAAUAUGUACAGGUAUAAUACAGCGGCAAGGUGA